Messenger RNA from Monopterus albus (swamp eel), 1989 nucleotides. RefSeq names its product regulator of G protein signaling 4 (gene rgs4). The coding region runs from base 127 to 768 and encodes 213 amino acids. NCBI's taxonomy places the organism in Eukaryota, Metazoa, Chordata, Actinopteri, Synbranchiformes, Synbranchidae. The transcript has 5 exons. The record is from RefSeq and is a predicted model, not a curated record.
GAGAUACCCGCAGCCUGCUCUCUAACACUGAAGAACACGGCUAUAAAGUCUCUGCUGCACAGCUUCACCGGUGCCUCCUUGACACCACUCGCAGCAGUACUGACUGUGGAUCUUUAACAUUCCACCAUGUGUAAAGGACUUGCAACACUUCCCGCAACAUGCCUGAAAAGUGCCAAAGACAUCAAGCACAAAAUAAGCUUUUUACUCCAGAAGCCUGAACUGCAACCAACGGAUCAGAAGCCAAUAAAAGAGAAGACCGCCGCCACAGCUGCUGCCAAGAGGGUUCCUACUGCAGCUGAGGUGGAGAAAUGGAAGGAGUCUUUCAGACAUGUGAUGAGCAGUGAAACUGGUCUUGCAGUCUUCACCAGCUUCCUGAGGUCAGAGUUCAGCCAGGAGAACAUGGACUUCUGGAUCGCCUGUGAGGAGUACAAGAAGACCACGCCUUCCAAGAUGGCGACCAGGGCCAAGCAGAUCUUCCAGCAAUAUGUUGAGGCAGAUGCUCCUAAUGAGGUAAACUUAGAUGCAGAAACCAGAGAAACAACCAGACAGAAUGUUGAAAACGCCUGCCCACGCUGCUUCGACGGGGCUCAGAAAAUGAUCUACACCUUGAUGGAGAAAGACUCCUACAGGCGUUUUCUCAGCUCCAAACUGAUUCAGGAUCUGUGUCAGGUGCAGAGCACCACUGCUGCGCAGGAGAAGAGAGAGAAGAAAGAGAAGAAAGACUGUGGCUGUGCUGAGGACAGACAGGAGUUAACUGGGGGCGCCUAAACAGGAAGGACCCAGGGGAGAGUUACAGAAGGUGCCAAAGACUGAAAAUGUACGUAGGACAGACACAGGCGAAGAUUGAUUUGUUACUGUACUUGAGUGUCUAAUGUUUAUAGUUUAGAAAACGUCCCAAAAGCUCAUGUGAUAUGUAGUCAAGACUUUACAUCUUUUAUGAUACUUUUACAUUCUGCUACUUCCUAGACGUUUUUCACAGUCAUUUGAGGGUUUCAGAUGGAUACUCCACGGCCACUGAAUUUACCAUCAGCUGUCAAAGGUCGAUUGUGAUGAAAUAUUUCAGUGUACAAUAUACAGGUGCAGAUGAUGUUUACAUAUUUGCAUCGUGAAGCUUAUUUUUUGUUCCUGAUUUUAUCACAAAACACAACCUGCUUUCCAAGUCACGGCCAGGUUUUAUUGAUACUUACAGCAGAAAACAGCUACCUCCACCAAACCGACACACCGUCACUGUUUGUUUGUUUUUUUUUGCUAUCACUGGAGGAGCCCGGAUUAUUUGUUUUAAAUGAGUAAUAACAAUAGUUUUCAGUAAUAUAUCAAGUCAUUUUUAGCAAAGGCCACACUUGGCUUUAAGUGAUGACACAUAAUUCAUAUGUGGAGUGAUAUUAGUUGUAGUGUUAAAGGAUUCCUUCAUUUCUAGGUUUUAUGCACUUUGGUUAAUUUAAAAUUUAAAAAUAGGUAAACCACAACAAUGUGUUUGUCAUACAUUCAUCCACUAUAUAAUAAGCUUUAUACUACUCACUACAUGUUCAUACAGCAGCAGCAGGGAUGAGGCUGACAUCUACAAUAUGCCUUCAUCACCUAAUAAUGUGCCGAUGUAAAACCUGCUGUAUAUCUCAAAGAUAAGUCAUUGUAACUACUGGCUAGGCUGUAUAAAUGUGUCGACAUGAUCUCUGCACUGUGCAAAUGUUGACUUUGUCCAGUGAGAACUUUAAGCAUGCUUUAAUAUGGCAGUAUUGAUUUUUGGUUGCAUGUCAUAUACUGUAGUUACCAAAUAGUAGGAGAAAAUGUCAAACUGUGACUCAGUGGAUAUUUUUAAGUUCCACUGUAAGUCAGACUGCCAUGUUUAGGUGUUCGUCUUACUGUAUUUGUGCAGGGUGCUUACUGUGUUCACUUUAAUUAAAUAUAAUUUUGUGGCCUUACAUGCUAAAUUGUUUUAUCAACUGUGAUAAACUGAACUAUGAUGCAGAUAUUUAUUAAAUGAUGUUAUCU